This is a messenger RNA of Brassica oleracea var. oleracea, 2050 nucleotides long. Its product is annotated as methylenetetrahydrofolate reductase 1. The transcript has 10 exons. Gene Ontology annotation, cellular component: cytosol. The coding region runs from base 92 to 1870 and encodes 592 amino acids. Lineage: Eukaryota; Viridiplantae; Streptophyta; Magnoliopsida; Brassicales; Brassicaceae. Gene Ontology annotation, biological process: tetrahydrofolate interconversion. The record is from RefSeq and is a predicted model, not a curated record. Gene Ontology annotation, molecular function: methylenetetrahydrofolate reductase [NAD(P)H] activity; FAD binding.
ACACCACUUGCUCUCCACCACUUCCUUUCCCACAUAUCCACACUCCUCCAGAUUCAAAACCCAAAUCUGAGAUUCGAUCUCACCGACGACUAUGAAGGUUGUCGACAAGAUCAAAUCCGUGACGGAGCAAGGCCAAACCGCCUUCUCCUUCGAGUUCUUCCCUCCGAAGACCGAAGAUGGAGUCGAGAAUCUCUUCGAGCGGAUGGAUCGGCUGGUCUCGUACGGCCCCAGCUUCUGCGACAUCACCUGGGGCGCGGGAGGAUCCACCGCGGAUCUCACCCUCGAGAUCGCGUCGAGGAUGCAGAACGCGAUCUGCGUGGAGACGAUGAUGCAUCUCACUUGCACCAACAUGCCGGUGGAGAAGAUCGACCACGCGCUCGAGACGAUCAGAUCCAACGGGAUUCAGAAUGUGCUUGCGCUUAGAGGAGAUCCGCCUCACGGGCAGGAUAAGUUCGUUCAGGUGGAGGGAGGGUUUGCUUGUGCUUUGGAUCUGGUGAAUCAUAUUAGGAGCAAGUAUGGUGAUUACUUUGGGAUCACUGUUGCUGGCUAUCCUGAGGCUCAUCCGGAUGUGAUUGAAGCUAAUGGACUUGCUACUCCUGAGUCUUAUCAGAGUGAUCUUGCUUACCUGAAGAGAAAGGUUGAUGCUGGAGCGGAUCUGAUUGUUACUCAGCUGUUCUAUGAUACUGAUAUUUUCCUCAAGUUUGUGAAUGACUGUCGGCAAAUUGGGAUUAACUGUCCUAUUGUUCCUGGGAUUAUGCCCAUUUCCAACUACAAGGGGUUCUUGCGUAUGGCUGGUUUUUGCAAGACCAAGAUACCUGCUGAGCUCACUGCUGCCUUGGAGCCUAUCAAGGAUAAUGAAGAAGCUGUGAAGGCCUAUGGUAUUCACUUUGCGACCGAGAUGUGCAAAAAGAUUUUGGCCCAUGGAAUCACUACCCUUCAUAUCUACACACUUAACGUGGACAAAUCAGCUAUUGGAAUAUUAAUGAACCUUGGUCUGAUUGAUGAGUCUAAAAUCACUCGUUCUUUACCUUGGAGACCCCCUGCAAAUGUUUUCCGUACCAAGGAAGAUGUUCGCCCCAUUUUCUGGGCAAACCGUCCAAAGAGCUACAUAUCUAGGACAAAGGGCUGGAAUGACUUCCCACAGGGACGAUGGGGUGAUUCACGCAGUGCAUCAUAUAGUACACUUUCGGAUUAUCAGUUCAUGCGCCCACGAGCACGUGACAAGAAGCUUCAGCAAGAAUGGGUUGUCCCAUUGAAAGGCAUUGAAGAUGUUCAAGAGAAAUUCAAAGAGCUCUGUCUUGGAAACUUAAAAAGCAGUCCUUGGUCUGAGUUAGAUGGUCUCCAGCCAGAAACAAAGAUCAUAAACGAGCAACUCGGAAAAAUAAACUCCAACGGCUUCCUGACCAUCAAUAGCCAACCAUCAGUCAACGCAGCCAAAUCCGAUUCCCCAGCUAUUGGAUGGGGUGGUCCUGGUGGUUACGUCUACCAGAAAGCUUACCUUGAGUUCUUCUGCUCAAAGGAUAAGUUAGACACACUUGUGGAGAAAUCCAAAGCUUUUCCUUCUAUCACCUUCAUGGCUGUGAACAAAGCAGAGAACUGGGUAUCAAACAUCGGUGAAUCCGAUGUGAAUGCAGUUACUUGGGGAGUGUUCCCAGCUAAGGAGGUUAAUCAACCGACAAUUGUUGAUCCAGCAAGUUUCAAAGUCUGGAAAGACGAAGCCUUUGAGAUUUGGUCAAGAAGCUGGGCUAACUUGUACCCAGAAGAUGACCCUUCUAGAAAGUUGCUCGAGGAGGUGAAGAACAGCUACUAUUUGGUAAGCUUAGUGGACAACGAUUACAUCAACGGUGAUAUAUUCUCCGUCUUUGCUUGAUCUCUGAGAAACCCCCAACGGUGGGACGAGGAGACAUUCGAUUUUCACGAUUUGUUGUAACCUUUUUAAAGAUAUUUGUGAAAUGUGAUGAACCAACUAUAGACAUCAGUUUCCAUUGUGGCUUGUUCUUUUAUCUUUCUAUCAAAACAAAUAAAUCAAGAAAUGUUGGUAUUUUUUCAA